Mytilus trossulus (common blue mussel) is the source of this 711-nucleotide messenger RNA. RefSeq lists its product as uncharacterized. The coding region runs from base 20 to 697 and encodes 225 amino acids. The record is from RefSeq and is a predicted model, not a curated record. NCBI's taxonomy places the organism in Eukaryota, Metazoa, Mollusca, Bivalvia, Mytilida, Mytilidae. The transcript has 5 exons.
UUCUCAUUACAUUGCAGGCAUGACAGAAUUUCCAUGUACUUUUCCAAGCCCAUGGACUGGUGAAACAUUUGCUAUUACUUUUGAUUUUUUUUCUUGGACCUGGAUAUUUAACUCUGAUUGCCAAACAAUCACCGUACCGAAUCCAGCUGGACCGACACAAACGUGGCUUUGUCAUCAAAUAACAGAACGCUUCCUUAUUGUCCGGGUACAGGGUACUGACAACUUUCUGUGUUUUCUGAUCUUUUACAAUGAUCUUACAACUCCUGUGACGUUUACGGUUGCAUUUUCUGAUUCUUCCACUACAACGUUUGCCAACCAGACAGGAGAAUUUACAAAUAUAUGUGAAAUGUGUAGAGAACCAAAUGCAGUAGCAGUAGCUAUAGUAACAGGAUCCCCUGUACCCCCCGCUCAGUCUCUUGACUGUAAUAUACCAUCAAUGUGUUCCCCACCUGGUACAGUAUGUGCUUCGAAUGACAUCAUCCAAAAGGGUUCGGAAUGUCCAGGUCAAACGACAGAAUCCACGACAACAUCUACCGCUGAAACAAUAACAACAAUUUCUGAACAAACAACUACACCUGAACAAACAACUACGCCUGAUCAAACAACUACUCCUGAACAAACAACUCCACAUGACCAUUGCAGCAAGAACGGACACAGACAUCCGUUGUUUCGUCAUAUAAGAACACAUGGCAAAUAAUAAAUACAACAGUC